UCUCAAUCAGCAGUUCCAGUUCCUGCAGCCCAAGUAUGCCACAGACACCAACAACACAAACAUUUUGAUGGGCCGCGAGUAUGGCAAGACCAUUGGCAUCACCUCCAGCUGCUUCAAUUCCUCCGAGAGCUGCUACGACCCGCCGUGCAACGUGAUGGCCUUCAAAAUGACAACAACGCAGGGCAGCCUGUCGCUCCUGUUCUACCCGCUGUAUGGUGCCAAGAAUGCGACCCAUGACCUGGAGAUGCUGCGCACCAUCAUGCGCAGCUCGGCCGAUAUGGUCAUCCUCAACCAUGGGCUUUGGGGGGGCGACAACAUGAAUGCUUACUUCAAGGACGUCCUGUGCCCCGCAAAAAAGGAGCAGCCGACCCUUGGCGGCGGUAAGACGGAGCUCGUCUGGCGGACAACGUACCGCACGUCGCCGGAAACGCCGCUCAACACUGAGAUGGCCCGGAACCUCAGCGGCGUGGCGCGCGAUUGCGGGUGGAACGUGCUCGACCUGCGGGAGGUGUCAAUGGCUGCGGCGGCUAUCAACCUGCCGGUCUACUGGGACGACAAGCACUUCCUUCCGUUUGUGAACGAUCAAAUCAGCGAUAUCCUGCUCAAUUUGUGGGCUUCUUUGUGGCAGAAACAAGGGUCGAGCAUAAAGGAAGUGUGCCCUCCAAACCCUCCCGCUGCAAAUGCGCCCCCGGUAACGUGA
Molecule: messenger RNA, 700 nt
Organism: Monoraphidium neglectum
Lineage: Eukaryota; Viridiplantae; Chlorophyta; Chlorophyceae; Sphaeropleales; Selenastraceae
Exons: 1
Source: RefSeq, a predicted model, not a curated record